AUGGAAAAUUCCGUAAUGGACAAGUGGAUGCGAGAUCAGGCUGAAUGUUCCCUCACCACCUUUACCAGAGAAAGACCUUCGGAAAUGAUUCUCUUUAGUGUUGCUUGUACAUCUCCUGUGUUUUCUCAUCAAACGUUGAGUGAAACGAUUAUGGAUCGAAAGGAAAGAUAUUCACCCCUUCGGGAAUUCCUCAACAACCACUUAAAAGAGCUUGAGGAAGAGGUCUAUUUGUCUAGAUUUAAUGAGAGGGUUGUUGUGGGGGAAGAGGAAACUUCAAUUCAGGAUUAUGAAAAAGAGCUUCUCAAACCCUAUUACUUAGUUAAGCGAUGUAAGAAAUUGUUUUGGCUGCUGUUCGACAGAAUGGAAGAGCACUUGGAUAUGCAUCGGAAGAGUUGA
Messenger RNA from Naegleria fowleri, 396 nucleotides. RefSeq lists its product as uncharacterized. Lineage: Eukaryota; Heterolobosea; Eutetramitea; Acrasida; Naegleriidae. The transcript has a single exon. The record is from RefSeq and is a predicted model, not a curated record. Bases 1 to 396 code for a protein of 131 amino acids.